UCAUAAUGCUCUCGUUUUAUGGAAUAUCUCCCCUACAUCGUACCAAUAGUGUAAACAAAAUAAUGUCCGGUUUCAUGUUAUAUGUCUCUUGCUAUCAAGGUCAAGUAUUCAACAAAUGAACGGAUUGCGAAUAAUGACAGGCGAGCCACCUAUGGAAACUAAUGUUAUUGAAGGCCUACCACCAUCAAGAGGCGAGUCCGUAGUAUUUACGGAGACUACCGACCUCAGUUCUUUGCCCGAGGGAACCGAUGGCGCUCACAGCGAAAAUAGUGAGCAACUAACAGGAGAAGAGAACUUUCGUGCUAGUCGGUUUGCAAAGAAGAGCGCCCUCUCUCAGUGGUUCCCGCAAAUCAAAGAUGACGAGAAUAACAGCAGGCGCAUAUACUUCUCGCGGAGAAGCCGUGCUCUUCUGUUACAAAUCCUGCUCAUCGGUCUCAUAUUUACGGCUAAUCUUGGCUUGACAAUAUUCGCGAUUGUUCAUUACGAGAGCCAAAAUGGAGUAGGAACUAUCUACGAGGGCGAUUGUAAAAAGGUCAAAACCCUUGACCAAUGGUUACAUCUUUUGAUCAACUUCCUUGGAACCGGCAUGCUGUCAGCGUCGAAUUAUUGCAUGCAACUUCAAGCUGCCCCUACUCGAGAAGAUAUCGAUCGCGCUCACGAAGCCAAAGCACAUGAGCAAAAUCCCGAACAUCCAGAGGGUCGAUGGCUAGACAUUGGUGUACCAAGUUUACGAAAUCUCCGAUAUAUCAGCAAUUGGAGACGGGCUGGCUGGGUUCUCCUGGCUCUUAGCUCCAUACCCAUCCACCUAAUGUAUAAUUCUGCUGUAUUUCAGUCUCUCGCAUCAAAUGAUUAUACGAUUGCAGUAGUGAAGGAUUCAUUUGUCAAUGGAAGUUCCUGGAACCUCACCACGGCCCAAGAUAACCGACGGGGAGAUUAUGGUUGGGACGAAAGCCGGGUCAAUCCGUCUAAUCGCAACUACACGGAAAUUAUUCAGGAUAUGCAGAAAAAUGUGAUGGGUAUUGGAUGGGAGGAGUUGAAUGUGUCCGCCUGUUACGCACUGUACAACGACUAUUUCGCGGCUCAAGGCAACGGUGUCAUAUUCGUAAAGAAUGACACUGGUUCAGAGGAUGACAGUCUGUUGAUGUAUGUAUCCAUCAUACCACGGUCCGACGACUGGGCGAAGAAUAUGUGGGCGGCUAUGAAUGGGUCGUCGAAUUUUAUAGCCAGAGGCACCGACGAUACGGUAACCACCUGGUUCCUCGGACCGAAACAAUACGAAGUAGCCUCUUGUCGAGUCCAAUCUCCCGAUACGAUCACUAACCACUGUCGAUUCGAGUUUUCGCCAGGAAUAAUGCUUACUGUCUGCGUACUGAACUUCACUAAGGGCUUCGUGAUGUUAUUCAUCUGGACGCUGAGGAAAUGGCAGGAAACUGAGCGCGGUGAAGAGGAUAAGGUAAUCCUAUAUACGCUCGGUGACGCUAUUGCCUCUUUUAUGAGGAAACCGGACCCGACCACGGCCAAUAUGUGUCUCGCUACUAAGGAUGAAUUCAUACGUCGACGUCCAUGGAAAUCCCAUCUCGUAAAGCAACCCCUCCAACUGAACCGGAACCCUAGAGAAUGGGAGAAGAAAGACAAAUACUGGUUUACCGCUGCCAGCAUCCGACGAUGGUUCAUAUUGCUAUUUUUGUGCUGUCUUACCAUUCUAGUAGCAGCAAUCCUACUCGGUGUAUCUUUCACGAGCCUACAUCAUCGAAACUUCUCCACAUCUAUACCGGCACUCUACGAUCUAGGGUUUGGUCAAUUGACGCCAUAUACUUAUCUCGUUGUCGGGCUUCCGCGAGAGGAUCCAAAGGGCCUCAUCUUGAAUGUGCUCUUGGCGAAUCUACCUCAGUUAAUCGUAUCCAUCCUCUACAUAUUCUAUAACGCUAUGUUGAGCACAUUCUUGGUCCAACGAGAGUUUAGUCGGAUGUAUCUGAACCAACGAAAACCACUUCGCGUGUCGGAACCAAUAGGGAUUCAGCGGUCCAGCUACUUCAUCUCUCUGCCGCUCCGCUAUGGGAUACCCCUUUAUGCGACAUCCGGUCUCAUGCAUUGGCUGAUCUCGCAGAGCUUGUUCUUAGCUCGAAUAACAGCCAUAUGCGCAGAUGGGGACCCGGAAGUGUGUCCUGGUGGUCAAGUCGACCUUGCUAACUCCUUCUCAACUUGUGGCUAUAGCCCGUUUGCUGUUUUCAUUACAUUGCUCGUCGGAGCCUUCAUCGUCUUAUCAAUCGUAGGAAUAGGGUUUCGCAAAUACGAUGGAACUAUGAGCAUGGUCUCGACCAACAGUAUGGCCAUUAGCGCCGCUUGUCACGUCCUCGAAGAAGAUCAAAAAGACGGUUACCUUCUCCCAAUCCAAUGGGGAGUUGUGGAAAUCAACGAUAAAAUUGGGAAGUGCGCAUUCACGACAGCUCCAUCAGACAGGAUAAAAAUGCCGGAAGCCGGAUUGAAGUAUAAGUGAUUAUAUCCAGGGCGACGCUUCUCGAUAACUCGUAAUAAAACAAUGGCCUCGAAGCUCAAGACGAUUACAAGUUAAUUUAUAAUAACCCUAACCAACUCCGCACCCAUAAGUUUGCUUUAUACCGUUGCCCAUGUGUAUCC
Annulohypoxylon maeteangense is the source of this 2637-nucleotide messenger RNA. RefSeq lists its product as uncharacterized. The record is from RefSeq and is a predicted model, not a curated record. The transcript is spliced from 5 exons. NCBI's taxonomy places the organism in Eukaryota, Fungi, Ascomycota, Sordariomycetes, Xylariales, Hypoxylaceae. Bases 116 to 2497 code for a protein of 793 amino acids.